Messenger RNA from Polychytrium aggregatum, 1243 nucleotides. Its product is annotated as NADH dehydrogenase 1 alpha subcomplex assembly factor 3. Bases 101 to 841 code for a protein of 246 amino acids. The transcript is spliced from 3 exons. Lineage: Eukaryota; Fungi; Chytridiomycota; Chytridiomycetes; Polychytriales. The record is from RefSeq and is a predicted model, not a curated record. Gene Ontology annotation, biological process: mitochondrial respiratory chain complex I assembly. Gene Ontology annotation, cellular component: mitochondrial inner membrane.
GUCGCUGCGUUUGCGACCGUCAUUACCGAGCACACAACCAUCAUCGCCGAGCGCGACAAGCAUUCUCCCACCCCUCCCUCGCUCCGGCGCAUAUCCAAGAAUGUGGGCUCGAUCAGCAGCAGCUCAAACCCUGAGAGGCAUCUCCUCGGCAGCAGCGACCGCAGCGCGACAGGGCCGCCACAAUGGCAUUCCAGCUCGGCUGCUUUCGACGAGCCCAAGCUCUCGCAACAACAGCGGCCCGUCGUCUGCCUCGGCUCCAUCGGCUCCAUCUGCAUCGUCCGGUUCACAGAGUCUAUCCCGGCACGACAUCCUUGCCGCCGCGCUCCCUCCAGGCGCCCGAGUUCCCAAGGCCGUCACGAACUUUGGCUUCACCAUCGGCGACAUCUCGAUCCAAGGCCCGGCCUUGAUCGUCAGCGGCGGGACGGUCCUGAUGUGGGACGUGCCUCAGUUCGGCGUCGGAAGCGACGUUGUUGUCGAGGGCCUGGAUGAGCGGGUCCAGUCGGCGGUCGAGGAAGGACUCGAGACCGACCCGGGCUCGGUCUUUUACGGCUGGACAGCAGAAGUCUUCAAGAUCUUUGAAGUGCUACAUCCGACGCCAGAGAUUCUGGUCAUCGGCACCGGCGUGCGCUCACACCCGCUGCCAGAAAACCUCCGCAAGUACCUACACUCUCUUGGAAUCCAGAUCGAGAUCCUUCCAACGAGACAUGCUGCGUCGACCUACAGCCUGCUUCUCGGCGACGGACGAGUUGUUGCUGCUGCACUUUUGCCGAUGAUUCCCACGUCGGCUCGCAGUGGCCGUCCCGUGGUCGAUAUCCAACAGGAACCUGCCCAAAAGCCAUGAUGAAUCAUGGGGGGGGGGAGGGACAGCAAGUCCCGGCCUCCUCUCCUAUCCCUCUCUCGGUCUCUUUCUCUCACGCUCUGGUUGAGGUGGAUCUCCCACGGUCCCAAGGGGCACCAUGAGAGCCUGGCUCGAGUGAAUCAGGUGCCUGUUGCGCCUUCCAACCGCUUUGAUUUGAAGUAUUUAGGAGCUCACAUGAACAUAACAUGAACAUGAACGUGGACAUGAGCACGAACGUGGACAUGAAUAUGAAUUCGUAUAUGAUCCAGCACGCACAGCUCUGCUUGUGGUACUCGACGGCUCUGCAUGAACACACUGCUCGCUUGCCCUGUACCUGCGCCGAUGAAUCGAGAACUGGAGUUGAGGAUCGGAGGAUCGGAGGAUCGGAGGAUCGGAGGAUCGGAG